Gavialis gangeticus (Gharial) is the source of this 677-nucleotide messenger RNA. It is a transcript of the gene NAA50, whose product is annotated as N(alpha)-acetyltransferase 50, NatE catalytic subunit. The record is from RefSeq and is a predicted model, not a curated record. Gene Ontology annotation, cellular component: NatA complex. The transcript is spliced from 5 exons. Bases 164 to 676 code for a protein of 170 amino acids. Lineage: Eukaryota; Metazoa; Chordata; Crocodylia; Gavialidae. Gene Ontology annotation, biological process: mitotic sister chromatid cohesion. Gene Ontology annotation, molecular function: acyltransferase activity, transferring groups other than amino-acyl groups.
GCCGGCGGGGCGGGGCGGGGCGGGUGGCCUGCGGCCCAUGUGGAGCGGGAGCGGGAGGCUAAACUAACAAGCGCCCAGCGGCGGCAGCAGCAGGAGGAGGAGGAGGAGGCCGUCGCGUCGCGUCGCGUCGCUGGGCCUUGCGCGCAUCCAGCGUGGCCGCGCCAUGAAGGGUAGCCGGAUUGAGCUGGGAGACGUGACGCCACAUAACAUUAAGCAGCUGAAGAGGUUAAACCAGGUCAUUUUUCCUGUCAGCUACAAUGACAAGUUCUACAAGGAUGUGCUGGAGGUUGGCGAACUAGCCAAAUUAGCAUACUUCAAUGAUAUUGCAGUGGGUGCAGUGUGCUGUAGAGUGGAUCACUCUCAAAACCAGAAGAGACUGUACAUCAUGACACUUGGAUGCCUGGCACCCUACCGAAGGCUAGGGAUAGGAACUAAAAUGUUGAAUCACGUCUUAAACAUCUGUGAAAAAGAUGGCACUUUUGACAACAUCUAUCUGCAUGUUCAGAUCAGCAAUGAAUCAGCAAUCGACUUCUACAGAAAGUUUGGCUUUGAGAUUAUUGAGACGAAGAAAAAUUACUACAAAAGGAUAGAGCCAGCAGAUGCUCACGUGCUGCAGAAAAACCUCAAAGUCCCUUGUCUUGGCCAAAAUGCAGAUGUGCAGAAGACCGACAACUGAA